Laetiporus sulphureus 93-53 is the source of this 765-nucleotide messenger RNA. RefSeq lists its product as uncharacterized. Lineage: Eukaryota; Fungi; Basidiomycota; Agaricomycetes; Polyporales; Laetiporaceae. The transcript has a single exon. The coding region runs from base 118 to 618 and encodes 166 amino acids. The record is from RefSeq and is a predicted model, not a curated record.
CCAUCACGCAGGUGCUCGCCAUAAUGUAUCGGAGGAUCCCACGCACAUUCAUCGGAGGCGACGACACUGCGCGGCAGCAACGUGGGUCGCGCCUUGAAGUUGCGAAGGCAGUGCAAAAUGUCGAGCCGGAGGGUGUUUCUCAGCGUCCCGGAGUGUCAGACGCCUUUUCGUAACCAAGGAUCCAGGGGCGCAAGCUGCGGGACCGUGCCAUCGCCAAUGUCCGAAUCGCACGGAGCGGCCGAUGGCAGCAUGCAGAAGUCUACGAAAUUUUUGCGAGGCGCUGGUGGACAUUGCGUUGACCGACGAAUGCGCUGGUGGCCACCGCAAUGGGCGGGGCAGGCUGUGCGCGGAGGUCAUGCACGUGACGGGAGGGAACGAUUGGUGGCGCAGGGUCUGGUACGCGGUGCCCCUUUCGACCCGCACAGCGCAGCCAAAUCGUCGUCUCCCACAAUUUCGGAUUUCAUUUCAUGGCGAUUGGCCGACCAAUCUGGAGCGUCUUCAGCGAGAGGCUCAGCCCACCCAAUCCACGCCACGGUCGAGGCCUGCGUCAGCGGCCGCUCUCCUCGAGCGCGCCGUCCCCAUCGAAUGCCGUCACCUCGGUUGCCUUCUGACUCAUAGAUCUUCCGAAAUCCUUGCUCCAGCCCUAUAAAGCCGCACUGUCAACAUGCAGCGCCACGCAGCUCCCUGUCCGUUGGGAACUAUCUACUAAGCUGCUCUCUAACCUCUUUCCAAUCACUUGAUCUCAUGGCCACAUACUCCCCUCAU